Molecule: messenger RNA, 1086 nt
Organism: Lasiodiplodia theobromae
Lineage: Eukaryota; Fungi; Ascomycota; Dothideomycetes; Botryosphaeriales; Botryosphaeriaceae
Product: Tim barrel metal-dependent hydrolase
Exons: 1
Coding region: 1-1086 (361 amino acids)
Molecular function (GO): hydrolase activity
Source: RefSeq, a predicted model, not a curated record
AUGUUUUGCCUUCUCCGCCCCCAUCGCUCCCUUCUCACCACCACAAAACUCUAUCCCAAGUCAUGCCCCGCAUCCUACAGCACCACCACCAACACCACUCUACGCAAAGUCGCAGCGCGCAUCCCGCCCGACUCCUGGGACUCGCACAUGCACGUCACAGACCCCCGCUACCCACUCGCUCCCAACGCCGCCUACACUCCGCCCCUACACACCCUCUCCGACGCCCUAGCCCUCACAUCAGGCGCGUACAACAUCCGCAACCUCGUCUUCGUCCAACCCUCCAUCUACGGCGCCGACAACAGCUGCCUCCUCUCCGCACUCCGAGAGCUAGGCCCGCAGCACGGCCGGGGCGUCGUCGGCAUCGACCCCAGCAACACCAGCGCCUCCACGAUGCACGAAUGGCACGCGCUCGGCGUCCGCGGCGUGAGGCUGAACCUCAAGUCGGUCGGGAGGGCGCCGGAUGUGGAGCAGCUGCGCGCGGAGCUGGUCUCGCACGCGGCCGCCAUCCCGCCCGCGCUGCGCGCCGGCGGCGGCGGCGGCUGGGUGCUGCAGGUCUACUGCUCGCUCGACGCCGUGCCGCUGCUCGAGCGCAUCGUGGUCGAUGAGAACGCUCUGCCUGCCGGCGUCAAGCUCUGCAUCGACCACUUUGGGCACCCGGCGAGCCUGCCGCCGUGGCCGCCAGCGUCAUCAGCAUCGUCAUCGGCGUUGGCAGGUUCGACGACGACGACGAAGACGACGGUCGAGACGCAGGGAUCUCCUUCUCAGCCGGACCCGUACGCGCUGCCCGGCUUCGCGGCGCUGAUGCGGCUGCUGCAGGCAGGCGGCACGUGGGUGAAGCUGAGCGCCGCGUAUCGGAUCGAGCAGGACGCGGGGCUGCCGUGGCUGGGGGCGAUGGCGAAGGAGCUGCUAGGCGUCAGGGGCGGUGGCAGGUGCGUCUUCGCGACCGACUGGCCGCACACGCGCUUCGAGGGCGUCGACGUGGAGCCGUUUGUGGAGAAGUGCUUGGAGUGGUGCGGCGGCGAUGCCGUGAAGGUGCAGAGGCUGUUUAGGGACAAUGCAGAGGAGCUGUGGGAUGUGGCACGGUAA